Nicrophorus vespilloides is the source of this 1531-nucleotide messenger RNA. RefSeq names its product ankyrin repeat and MYND domain-containing protein 2. The transcript is spliced from 2 exons. NCBI's taxonomy places the organism in Eukaryota, Metazoa, Arthropoda, Insecta, Coleoptera, Silphidae. The coding region runs from base 140 to 1336 and encodes 398 amino acids. The record is from RefSeq and is a predicted model, not a curated record. Gene Ontology annotation, molecular function: protein binding.
AUACUUCAUAGCCAUAGCCAUGGCCAUAGCAUUCUCCAUCCAAUCAGCCUGAUUGUCAUUUGUUUAUCGGUCGACCACACCGUUUCGGUUCCAACCUCAGAGUUCGUGCGGAUACAUUUUUUUUAGACUAUUGUAAAAUAUGGAGAAAUCGAUGAAGACGAUGACUCUGGAGGAUAGCAGCAAUGGUCCUGAGCUGACUGAGCCUCAGGCAAAGAUCAUGAAGGCAAUUGAGGAUAACAACUUCCCUGAUUUCCAGCAGGUUCUGGAGGAGAACCCCAAACUGGAUGUAAACUUUUUAAACCAAGACAAGAUGACACCUCUGCAGCAGGCCUCCUACAGAUGCAAUGCUGACUUUGUGCGACUCCUGAUCCAAAGGGGUGCAGAUGUGAAUAAAUGUGAGCACGAACAUGAAUAUUCUGCUUUGCAUUUUGCAGCACUCUCUGGAAACAUUGAGUUGGUCCAUGUGCUUUUAGCAAAUGGUGUGAAGGUGAAUGCAACAAAUUCUAUAAACCGCACAGCAGCCCAAAUGGCAGCAUUUGUGGGCUACCAUCACAUUGUGACAACAAUCAACAAUUUUAUUCCCAAAUCUGAUGUGGAUUACUACACUGUUAUCCAUGGUCAAGAGAGUGCCCCACACUUAGAUCCUGAGCUGGCUGAAAACUUUUACAAUUUCUCUUUACUCUAUAAUCUGCACCCUGUGAAUAUUGCAAUGUCUCUUCAAUCUUAUGAAGGACUCUUGGAGAAUGUUGAUGAAGUGAGGAAAGUUUUCCAAAUGAUGUCUGAAAGGGAAAUGAAGAGGAAAGAGUCCAAUGAAGUUCUAUCAUUUAAAUUUUUCUACAUUUCAUACAUCCUAGGCGAGAUAAGCAAAUUGAUUAAAGCAAGGAAGGAGUCUAAUGCUAGCGAGGAGAAGAAUUUUAUUGAACUUUUCUCUAAGAAACUGUUGAAGUGCAAUAAGGAGGGUAACAUGGAGUACAUGGAGGCCUUCUUGAAAGAAUCUAUAAGGGAGUUUCCUUAUAUUGAUAGCACACUUUUCAGGCAGAUGGUUGCUUCGUUGGCCACCGACGGUGCUCCGUCUGCUCUUAGUGUGAUCACCGCUGCCAUUAAUGGACAAAGGGCUUUUAUGGAUGGUUGCAAAUGCGAAACCUGCGGCGAAGAGAGGCCUGCAAAGAAAUGCGCGAAAUGCAAAACCGUUUCUUACUGUGACAGAGAAUGCCAGAGAUUGCAUUGGUUUAUGCACAAGAAGACCUGCGCUCGUAUGGGCGCUGAAACUAUUACCAAAAACGUUGAUUCCAGGGAAAUCAGUUCCGAUUUGCAGGGUCUUUUACAAGGAAAUUGAUGUUUAUUCGUCAAUUGUGUUCAUCGUCGUAUAACACUAUUAUAUUUGUUUUCACAUCUUUUUCUACACUAUUCCUGGAUACCAUUGUUUCAAUGCCUUUACAAUGUUUCUUAGCAUUUAUAGACAUGUUAUGUGUUUGUGUACAAUACUACUUUUUCUCAUACAGAGAAGUUAAAUAAACUGAUACAUUUUGUA